AUGCUGGAAAUUACCAUGGGUACUAUGGACUCUGGGCAAGGAGGAAAGACUCCUCCUCCACCGCCGCCACCUCCUCCGCCGCCUCCUCCUCCACCACCACCACCACCACCGCCUCCUCAUGGAAUUGGGUCAUUUCGUGGCGGGGUGCCUCCACCUCCGCCGCCGCCACCAUCACAUUUUCAGACUGGUACAGUGAGCCAGCCGCUUCACGAGGCUGUUCCCGGCCUGCCUCCAGUCCUCGGAGGAGAAAUGGUCAAGGCACGUAAGACCAUUCGUCUCCACUGGACUGAAUGGAAACCGACUCCGGCUGAGUUGGCCGCCAUCGUGGAGGCGCGAAAAGAGGAAGAGGAUCGUUUGGCAGCAACUGGCGCCAAGGGAGUUGUCUCCAAGUUUUACAACCAGAUGACUCGUAACACUGAACGUCGUAACAGCCUCCUCUCACCUGGCUCCUCUACAAGCCAUAAGAGAUCGCAUCCAUUUAAAAUACGCAAUGUGUGGUGCGAAGUGACACCCGUCAAGGUUGAUCCGACCCUGCUGGAGGAUAUUUUUGAGAAUAAGUCUAUGGACGUGAAAGUCAAGGUGAAUUGA
Protopolystoma xenopodis is the source of this 588-nucleotide messenger RNA. The record is from the annotation of a GenBank genome assembly. NCBI's taxonomy places the organism in Eukaryota, Metazoa, Platyhelminthes, Monogenea, Polystomatidea, Polystomatidae.